Molecule: messenger RNA, 2769 nt
Organism: Paracoccidioides brasiliensis Pb18
Exons: 2
Coding region: 1-2769 (922 amino acids)
Biological process (GO): DNA-templated transcription
Cellular component (GO): nucleus
Molecular function (GO): DNA binding; zinc ion binding
Source: RefSeq, a predicted model, not a curated record
AUGGCUAGCUCCUUACCCAAUGGCUGCUCUUCAGCGUCUGGAGUUACCUCCCCUUACCUAACAAUCAUUAAAUCAACCGCAACCAGACCUGCAACCUCAGCCACCGCUAAUACCACAACAGCAGCAGCAGCAACGACUCCUAUCAGGAGCCCAGCUGCUCUAUCGUCCAAUUCCAUUUGCGAUGCUUGCUACAGGAGAAAUAGCAGAUGUGCCAUGAACGAGUCAGCUAAUAAGUGCUUCUUGUGCGAAUUCUAUCUCCAGGAUUGCACAUUCAUGUACUCGGCACAGGUGCAGCAAGCUGAACAGGCUCAAGAUCAAUCUCAAGCUCAGGUUCAGAGCCAUUUGGGCAAGAGAAAACUUCCGGACGAGUUUGUGGCGGGGACUGGCGAUGAGGACCGGGGUGGCUUAAAGCGGCCUAUCCUCGAGCAACCCCUUUCCCCGAUGUCAGCGGCUGCUAUGCCUGAUUCUCUUUUUCACAAACAUCCCAACCCCCACUCCGCAGCAUCAUCAGCAGCGGCAACCUCUAACUUCACUUCUGAUGACUACUCCUUUCAGACAAGCCAGUACAUUGGCAUGACUACAGAGCUUGAACCUCUCCUUCUCAACUACCUCACCCUCGACCGCAACAACGAAAGCCCUCUGGCAACUUCGCGCGUGCGAAAAUUUGCCGAUGACGGUACAUUUAUGCGCAUGUUCGACGGCUCCCGACAAGAGUCCCACACUAUCUCUGUCGAAGCCAUCGACAACCUUGUCAGCCCCUUUGGCCCAAUACUCGUCGACAAGUUUUUCCAGCACGCUCAUCCAGCUUUCCCCGUGUUAAUAGAAAAUUCAUUCCGUCACCUGUAUCAGACUAGACGGAACAUGUCCCCUGUGCUGUUGGCUGCGGUGUAUUUUGUCGCAUUGAAGUGGUUGGAUCCAGCGACUAUUGCAAGCUUUGAGCUGUCGGGUGCCGCUGUGCAGACAUUACGAACACCAGAUGCAACUCGACUGGAAACGAUGGCUACUCGGUUAUUUAACGAAUCGGUCGGACAGCCACACAUAUCAACCCUCCAAGCAGGCUUGCUUCUCUCGCAGCGAUCAACUCUGAACAAUCCAGAGCUAAUAGCGCAGCUCGUGACCGCCGGGUUUGACCUAGGCCUUCACCAGGACUGCAGCAGCUGGAACACCUCUGCGUGGGAGAAGGGACUGCGCAAACGUCUGGCCUGGGCCCUCUAUGUGCAGGAUAAAUGGUGUGCGCUCGUCCACGGUCGUCCUUCACAUAUCUUCGCCUCAAACUGGACAGUACAGGAAUUAACGCCAGAGGACUUUGCGGACGCCUAUCCAAUAAGAAGCAGCAGCAGCAGUGACAACAACAACAACAACAACGACCACAUCAACUACCAGGACACUUCUGCUGUGGGAUCGGGUGCCCUCCUCUUCUGUCGCUUCGUCACACUAACCGCCAUUCUCUCUGAAAUCCUCAAUACCUUCUACACGCUGCAAGCAACCUCCGAGUUCGCCUCUGCAGGAUCACAACGCACCCGCAUUAUCCUUGAACGCGCAAAACCUAUCCAAAUCCGGCUGAAGGAGUGGUUCGUACAGCUACCCAAUGAAUUGAAAAUGGAACAUCACCAACACCAGCUCUGCUAUUAUCCUCAGAGCGAAAGCACCAGUUCCACAUGUAUAAGUACAAACACAGAUAACCCAGACCCUGCCAACGCCAACUUCAACGGCGGCCUCCAUCUCGCCUACUUCGCGACCGAAAUAACCCUGCACAGAACCAUAAUCCGCUCUCUAGGUCCGGAUUCAGCAGACCCUUACCUCUCACACAUCUGCCGCUCAGCAGCAAAGACCCGACUAAUCUCAGCUAUGGACUUCGUCAAUCGCCUGCGGCCCGCGCACUUGCGGUCCUUUUGGCCCUCUGCAUCUCGCACGAAUUUCGCGCUAAUUAGCUCCUUUGGUAUUCUGCUUAGGGCUACCGCAGAGACGUGGGAGGAGGAGGAGUUCUAUCGGAUGCGAUUGGGGGAGUAUCGGUGGACUCUUAGUGUUAGUUGUAAGGACGCCGAGUUUUUAGUUGGAGCAAUUGAUGGGUUGGAUGUGGGGAUGUGUUUGUUGAGAAAUGUGCCGCCGAAGAGGGCGUUGGAGGAGGUGGUGGUAGAUGAAGGUGGUUGGGUAGGGGGUGGUGGCUCUGCUGUGCCGCAGAAGAGAAUGGAUAGAGUCAACACCCUUACCAAUGUGACUGGAGAUAUCGUUACUAUUGUCGAGGAUGAUGAGCGGUUGGAUGGUGAUUCGGAGCAGGAAGAUAGUGUGGAGAUGUAUGAAGAACAGGUUGAGGAGGGAGUGAUGGAAGAAAGGGAAGGGGAGGAUGAGAACUCAGUUUCCUCCGACCAGUAUUCUGAGGAUGUCUGUCCGCAACGUCAGUGGCCAAAUCCAAAUCAGGCUGCCAGUACUGGUGCCGGUGCGACUAGGAGAGGUAGUUGGCGCAAUCGCCGCCAAUAUCAUAACGGAGGACAUGGUACGGCCUCAAAUCGGGGCCAUAGGAGCGGAGCAACUACCAGCGGAAACAGUCCAAUGUUACAAAGCUCUGGGGAGUCUGCGGGUCAGAGUACCAGUAAUUCGAAUCAGAACCGGCCUAGGAACAGGAAUCGGAGCACUAAUGUCGGUUUUAAUGUCAACGAUGCAAGAUCUGGAUCGUUGUCGUCUGUUGUUUCGGGGCUGGCGUCGCCGGCGGCUUCAAUGGAGGGCGCGAGAGAGAGUUCAGGAAGACGGCGCAUGGGGAUUCAGAGGUGA